Hippocampus zosterae (dwarf seahorse) is the source of this 1966-nucleotide messenger RNA. RefSeq names its product fibroblast growth factor 24 (gene fgf24). NCBI's taxonomy places the organism in Eukaryota, Metazoa, Chordata, Actinopteri, Syngnathiformes, Syngnathidae. The record is from RefSeq and is a predicted model, not a curated record. Gene Ontology annotation, cellular component: cytoplasm. The coding region runs from base 555 to 1178 and encodes 207 amino acids. The transcript is spliced from 5 exons. Gene Ontology annotation, molecular function: growth factor activity; type 1 fibroblast growth factor receptor binding; type 2 fibroblast growth factor receptor binding. Gene Ontology annotation, biological process: embryonic heart tube development; positive regulation of cell population proliferation; neuron differentiation.
CUGACAUGUUUCCACCCACCAGCGAGCAAAAAGCCUCACAGUGGCCCAACAUGCAGCCGCAGACGCGCAGCUCAGACCGCUGACAGCCGCCUUUGGAUUUCUUCUUUCCGAUCAGAAUAUUUAUCAGUGCCAGUCAGGUGGAAGGACGAUUUUUCAACACACGUCACUCUCACUCGCAGAAUUUUCCAAAAGACAAAUGGCCCGUGCAAGGUGUAGAACUGCCCCUCUUCAGGUACACUUUGGGAACUUGUGAUUUAUUUCUUCUUCUCGGGAGAGGAUAUCAUUCGGAAGGGUGGGAUUGUGUUGCAAUUUGAUUAAUCAUCUGGAUAAAUCGUCGACAAGGAAGCGCCUCAUGUUGCCUCGGGUGAGCGUGUUGCCGUCGGACUCCGCCGCCGCGAGAAGCGUCUCCUCGCCGGAGCCGUGUGCGUAAAGGCGCACGGAGGGGCCGCGUCGGAGCUCCGGGAAGGCGGCGGCGGUGGUGGCGGUGCCCAGCCGCCCUCUCCAGCCACCCCCGCCUUCUUUCCUCUGUCGGUCGAGCGGAAGCAGGUGUCAAGAUGUCGCCGCUGCCUUCCAGGUUCUUUUACCUGUGUUUACAUUUCCUGGUCCUCUACUUUCAGCUACAGGAGUCGCAGCAGAGCCCCGACUUUCGUUUCUACAUCGAGAACCACACAAGGAACCCAGACGACGUGAGUCGCAAGCAGGUCCGCAUCUACCAGCUGUACAGCAGGACCACGGGCAAGCACGUGCAGAUCCUCGGAAAGAAGGUCAACGCCAAUGGAGAUGAUGGGGGCAAGUAUGCUCUUCUGGUGGUGGAGACAGAAACCUUUGGCAGCCACAUUCGAAUCAAAGGAAAGGAAAGCCAACACUACAUCUGCAUGAACGAGAAGGGCAAAAUUGUCGGAAGGCCCGACGGCAGGAAGCAGGAGUGCGUGUUCGUGGAGGAGUUCCUGGAGAACAACUACACGGCGCUGGUGUCGGCCAAGUACAAAGGCUGGUACCUGGGCUUCAAUCGCAAGGGCCGGCCCAAGAAGGGUUCGCGCACCACCCAGCGGCAGCAGGAGGUCCACUUCAUGAAGCGGGAUCCCAAGGGCCGCGAGGACCGGAUGGAGGUGUUCCGCUUCACGCCCGUUGCCAAGCGCACGCGGCGAGCCCGCCGGCUAAAAGCCAGGAGGAACUGAUUGAUUGACGGGUGGUUUGAUGGACGGAUGGAUUGAUUGACAGCACUCAGGAGGAUGAACACUCCACAGACAAUCUGGUCUUGAAAAAAACCCCCACAUUUUUAUUUUUCUACUUGACGUGUCCCGCAAUCUUAUUUAUACGCACGGAUAAACCACAGGAAGCUUUUGGGGACGGACGGCAUCUUUGUUGACUGUCAAGCUAGGAGGUGACGCAACGCUGUAAAAAUCAGCCAAGCGGGAUAUAGUGGAAUCUGUUUGUGUUGCCCCGCCAUGACGAGGACGCCAUACUUUCCACUGGAAGAGGACGCCAUGGAGACGGGAGGAAGAAGGUGGGAUGGCGCCACCGGAAUGACUGUGUUGCUUUGAGUGCAAUACUUUACACAGCAUUCUAUUUUUUUAUUGUUUCAACUCAAUUCCACGUCUUACGCCUUCAUCGCAGACGCACUCAUGGGCUUGCCGGAGAAAAACUCUUUGUUCUUUUUGGUGAUGAAGACUACCUCUACCUCCUGGUUUCUUGUUUUCCGAAUCAUGUGCGACCUCUAUGUCUUGCGAUUUCUACUGGGACACUCCUCUAGUGACUUUGCCACCUCCUCUCUCCAGUAAUGUGUACUCACCUGUCUACUGGCAACCUUACUAACAAUGUGACACACACACAUUUAUGAUCUUCUUUUUUUUUAAAUGUAAGCAAAAAUAAUUUUAUGACUAUUAUAAAGAUAUUUAUUGCCUCCCCUUUGUAAAUAAAAAGUUUUAUUUGGCCUCUGUUAAUAAAAUGAGGACUAUAUUUUAAA